Messenger RNA from Xiphias gladius (swordfish), 4613 nucleotides. RefSeq names its product CREB regulated transcription coactivator 1b (gene crtc1b). Gene Ontology annotation, cellular component: nucleus; cytoplasm. Lineage: Eukaryota; Metazoa; Chordata; Actinopteri; Istiophoriformes; Xiphiidae. Gene Ontology annotation, biological process: protein homotetramerization; positive regulation of transcription by RNA polymerase II. The record is from RefSeq and is a predicted model, not a curated record. Gene Ontology annotation, molecular function: cAMP response element binding protein binding.
GGCCCGACAACAAAUGUUCGCUCCAGGAACGCCGCGGGCGGUGAAUCCAUCCAUACUUGUCCUGUUUCAUUGCAGACUCACCCAGCCACCAACCCUGGGUUACUGGCAAAAGUUGCAGAGGGAAAAGGCAAAAUAACAGACACGCUGAUCCUGCGUGAUGACGACACCACAAGGCCCUGCCGUGGUGCGUAACGUAACAUUCCAUUGAGAAGAAGAGGGAAAGAUGGCGUCCUCUAACAAUCCUCGCAAAUUUAGCGAAAAAAUUGCUUUGCAUAAUCAGAAACAGGCGGAGGAGACCGCUGCGUUUGAAGAAGUGAUGAAAGACUUGAACAUCACCAGAGCUGCACGGUUGCAGUUACAGAAGACCCAGUAUUUGCAACUAGGGCAGAAUCGUGGACAGUACUAUGGAGGCUCACUGCCCAAUGUCAAUCAGAUUGGAAAUGGCAACAUUGACCUGCCUUUUCAGAACUCGGUGCUGGAUACCAGUCGGACAACCAGGCACCACGGGCUGGUAGAGCGUGUUUACCGUGACCGGAACCGCAUCACUCCUCACCGCCGGCCACUGUCAGUUGACAAACAUGGACGCCAAAUUGACAGCUGUCCUUACAGCUCAGUUUACCUCUCCCCACCGCCAGACACGAGCUGGAGAAGGACAAAUUCAGACUCGGCCUUACACCAGAGCACCAUGAAUCCGAAGCCCCAGGAGGUGUUUGCAGGGGGAUCACAGGAGCUGCAGCCUAAACGAGUACUGCUGCUAACAGUGCCUGGGACGGAGAAUUCAGAGUCAAAUGCAGACAAGGAUGCGCAGAAACAGUUGUGGAAUGAUAAGAAGGAUGAUGCAUCAAAGCCCAACACAUGCGAUGUCCCAGGAAUCAAUAUAUUCCCAUCACCAGACCAGGAAUUGAACCCGUCCGUUCUCCCAGCUGCACACAACACCGGCGGUUCGCUGCCUGAUCUGACCAACAUUCAGUUCCCCCCUCCGCUGUCCACCCCACUGGACCCCGAGGACACGGUGGCCUUCCCCUCCCUAAGCUCAUCCAACAGCACAGGCAGCCUGACCACCAACCUCACCCACCUGGGCAUCAGCGCUGCCAGCCACGGGAUCCCCACCACCUCUCAGCCUGUAACGGCACAGCGCCGGCAACCCCCUGUGGUGCCACUCACCCUCACCUCUGACCUCCAUCUCCAACAGUCCCCACAGCAGCUCUCACCCACCCUGUCCUCACCUGUUAACAUCACACAGGCCGUGCCAACAGAGUCAUUGACCCUGGAGCAGCAGCUCGCCCAGUACCCCCUGUUCAACCAGCUGACAGCUCAGGCCCAGGCUCAGCUGCUCAGUGACCUGCAGAAGCAGCAGCAGGCCCUGCCACAGGGCAUCCAGCUCAUCACCUUGCCAACGCCGGCGUCCACUGGUACAGCCACUGCCACUGCCAGCAGCCCUUCCCCAGACAGCCAGAGCCAGACAACCGCCAGCAUCAGCAUCAGCUCGUACCGCAAUCAGAGUGGCUCACCAGCCACUCAGUCUCCAACCUCCCCAGUCUCCAAUCAAGGCUUCUCCCCCGGCGGUUCGCCUCAACACAUCCCGGUGGUGGGCAGUAUAUUUGGCGAUUCCUUCUAUGAUCAGCAGUUGGCAUCGAGGCAGACCAAUGCCCUUUCGCACCAGCUGGAGCAGUUCAACAUGAUCGAGAACCCCAUCAGCUCCACCAGCCUUUACAACCAAUGCUCCACCCUCAACUACACACAGGCGGCCAUGAUGGGCCUCACUGGCAGCAGCCUACAGGACUCCCAGCAGCUCGGUUACAGUAACCACAGCAACAUCCCGAACAUCAUCCUAACAGUCACAGGUGAGUCUCCUCCGAGCCUCUCCAAAGAGCUGACCAACUCUCUGGCCGGUGUUGGUGAUGUCAGCUUCGACGCAGACUCUCAGUUUCCUCUAGAUGAGCUGAAGAUCGACCCGCUCACCCUUGAUGGACUGCACAUGCUCAAUGACCCUGACAUGGUGCUCGCCGACCCCGCCACCGAGGACACGUUCAGGAUGGACAGGCUGUAAUGUUGGAGGCUGACUGUGGCCAAGAACAAGAAGAGGGGAGAAAAAAAACACACUAACUUGUGAAUGGAGAGAAACAAAGGGCAGGAUGAACCCUCUCCCUUGUUGCAUGGCUGUCCAGCUGUCCGACCUCGCCCUUGACUCCACGAAGCCCUUGGAAAUGAUGUGCCACCAACAGACAACAGGGAAAAAGACAUCCAGUGGCUUGCCAGGGAAUGGCCUCGCUGUCGUUUUGAAUGAGAUUGGUCGCUCAGCGCUUUCGCUAGCCUGCUGUGUUUACAGUGUACCAUUACAUGCCACAUAUAUUCCAAAAAUGCACAUUUGACAGUUUUUGGUUUUUUUUUGUUUGUUUGUUUUUUUCAUAUCCACUUAAAUCUUUGUUUUUGUUUAUAUUUGCUCGUAGCAGGAAGCUGCUAGGACAUUGGGCUAAACCGCUUCCGUUAUAACGGCUGUGUUCUAAAACAAAAAAGAAAAAAACUACAGUCUGUUUGCUUGUACCCAACAAUCAAAAGAAUCGGUUUUCCCAUCAUGCCGUAACGGCUUUCUAUUUCACACUCAAAGCUUUAAUUUCGACAACCAAAUGUUAUUUUCAUCAUGUACUGUAUGUUUUGGUGCUUUAUGUAUUUAUUUGUUCUAUUUAUUUAUUUGGUUAAAUAUUUUAUAUUCCAUUUCAUAAUUUAAAUUUGAUGCCAAAAUGCUCUCUGUAGGCAUAGUGUAAAAUUGCACUGAUGUAAUUUGUGUCUAUUUAUUAAUUACUAACAUAUUUAUAUAUGUGUUUGUUAAGCUACUUGGUUAAUGAAGGAGUGCAAAACCUCCCCAUAGUUGCUCUUUGGUAUUUGAUGUGCCAUUCUCUAAUAUGGGACGUGGUAGACGUUGCCAUGCUGCAGCCCAACGGUCGAAUCAAAAUGUCACAGUUUCCAGAAAUGGGUUGGUUUUACGCCACUUGAAUUAAUUUUUUCUGAGAAAAUCAUCAGGUAUUUCUAUUUAACUAGAAAGCAAGAGAAACGUGUCCAAAUUCAUUUUCUGCCAGUGAAAAGCCAAUACACAUCCAGACUGAAGCUGUCUGUUUUUAAACCAGAGAACACUAAAAUCUUAAAAUCUUUUUAAGUCGUCACUGUGAAAUCACCUGAUUUUGCCUUACAUGAGUAUUUUACUGUUCUACUUAAGUGUCUAAUGUGACAACGUAUUUUCGUAACUUAUUGUAACAUUUUCUUGUAUUUGAGAGGAACUUAACUUUUGAUCAGUGAUACUUGUGGUUAUGUUGUGUAAGGUUUGACAAAUCAAUGUACUGUAUUUUGUAGCGGUACAGUUUAUAGCCAAAUUGUUGAUGUUUUUUAAAGUGGGACAAAAAAACAAAACUGAAAAAAUUCAAAGGUUGGGUCUCAAGUAAUUGAGAAGUAGUGCAAUUAUGGGGAGGCUUUUUGCUUCUUGACAGGGAAGCUCUAAUAAAAACGCUACUGACCUUUGCCACAGGGGUCAUAAGUAACAAAAGUACCAUACAGCGUGUAGGGAUUUUAAUGGUCAAUUGUAGGAUAUUUUACAGUUUCAAAGCCUUAAAAUGGUUGUAUCCAUAAGGUGCAGAGAUGAUGAAUAUAAGGAUAUUUUUAUUAUAGUUAGUAAACUGAAGUACAUCAAAGCUAUUUAAAGGUUACGUUUAAGAAAGAAUAUGAGUGUAUUUAUAUAUUUAAAGUAUUUUAUGCAAUUUUUCGCCAGCACCGAGAUCGGCCCCGUUCCAUUCAGUGUUGUAAACAACUAAAAUGGUCACAAAAACAAUCAGGGAUGUAGUAGAGUCUAAAAUUGUUUACACCACCUUCUCAACUGAAAAGAGUUCAGACAGGUUGCAUCUGAAAAAUGUAUACACUGAUAUCAUCUCUAACUACAUCCAUGGCACAGUCUCUUUUGCCUAAAUGUGUCAAACAAAUUGUGUGAAAGUCAAAAAUUCACUUCAGAUUUCAGUCCGUUUCAGCCUUUUGUCAGAGUUUCCCUGAGAGCUUUGUGUAGGUCUGUGGGAUCAUGGUUGGUAUAUUGUAAUGUUUGUGUACAGACGUGCUAAUCAUUUACUCACCUAAAGCGCUGUUUGCAAGAGUUCCCAACCCCACCUUCCGGAAAAGGAAUCACGUUUGGUUUACUGCACACCUCUACAGUUGCGCAGUUUGUUUCAGUUGAAGUGUUUGUCUGCUGUAAUUUUCCAUCAAAGGUUUUGUUUCCCUUCAACAGAUCUGUGAUUCCUAUGCAAAUAAGACAAAAAAUGACCCUUAAAGGAAGAAUCCACCUCCUGAUGUUUUGUUGUUUAACACAUUCCAGGAGUUAAGCUGGAUUUAUACUUCUGAAGUGGUGUCGUAAUGGAGACAGAGGCUUUGUACCUCCUCGAGAAUGUAUCUACACAUUGGAGCUGCAGCUAAAAACAUAAAUCGGUCAGCUUGGCCUGCUUGCAUUCUCUUUGACAUGUUGCAAGUGCUGGUAGAAAUUGUUGAUAGUGCGGUCAGCAUGGAGAAAUUCAGUUCAGGAGGUUCAUUAGUCUCCUCGAAAUCACUCGAAAAAUUUAUAUUGUGAUCUAAAGAAGCCA